CAUGGGCACCAUGAACAGGCAGCUAAAGCUACCCCAGAUCCAGAAGAUCAUGAUGGAGUUUGAACGGCAAGCAGAGAUCAUGGACAUGAAAGAGGAAAUGAUGAACGAUGCUAUUGAUGACGCCAUGGGUGAUGAAGAUGAUGAAGAGGAGAGUGAUGCUGUGGUGUCCCAAGUACUGGAUGAGCUGGGAUUGAGUUUGACAGAUGAGUUAUCAAACCUCCCGUCCACUGGUGGCUCACUCAGUGUGGCCGCAGGUGGGAAAAAAGCAGAAGCUGCAACCUCUGCCCUGGUAGAUGCUGACGCAGACCUGGAGGAAAGGCUCAAGAACCUGCGAAGGGACUAACAGUCCAAACCCCAG
Molecule: messenger RNA, 358 nt
Organism: Suncus etruscus (white-toothed pygmy shrew)
Lineage: Eukaryota; Metazoa; Chordata; Mammalia; Eulipotyphla; Soricidae
Product: charged multivesicular body protein 2a-like
Exons: 1
Coding region: 2-343 (113 amino acids)
Biological process (GO): endosome transport via multivesicular body sorting pathway; protein transport; late endosome to vacuole transport
Cellular component (GO): ESCRT III complex; multivesicular body
Source: RefSeq, a predicted model, not a curated record